AUGUCUCGCCAUGCUGUGGAUGAUGGUUGUAACGAUAACGUUGUAUCCAAAAGUGCCAAUGCUUUUGUAAAUAUGUGUGCUGCAACAUCCACACCAAAUGCCAUAUCCCUAGCAGAAAUUGAGGAGGCUACGAAAAGCGAUCACACACUGCAAUGCGUCUUUAACUUUUUAUCAACUGGCAAAUGGGAUUUACGGGAGGCUGAAGGUGUUAGUGAUGUAGAUUUAAGUAAUCUCCAACAAUUUCAAAAUGUAAAGCAUGAGUUGACCAGUGUUAAUGAUAAAUUGUUGCUUAGGGGAUCUUUGAUUGUAGUCCCUAAUGCCCUACAAGGUAAAAUGGUAGAUCUUGCACAUGAGGGUCACCAAGGGGAGGCCAAGACAAAGAAACUUCUCAGGUCAAAGGUGUGGUUCCCUAAGCUUGACAAGCUUUGUGAGGUGGUAGUUAAGGAGUGUAUUCUAUGCCAGGCAGCAACACCUCAGACAGUGCGUGCACCCCUCAAAAUGACUGAUCUCCCGAAUGGUCCCUGGGAAAACUUAAGCAUUGAUUUCGGUCAUGUAGGUAAUGAUUAUGUUAUGGUAAUUAUUGACGACUAUUCACGGUACCCGGUUGUAGAGGUGGUCUCGUCCACCUCUGCUGCUGCUAUCAUCCCUAACCUAGAUAAAGUGUUCGGCAUGUUUGGUAUUCCUAAAGUGGUAAAGACGGAUAACGGUCCACCCUUUAACAGUGACAACUUUGCUAAAUUUGCAAAACAUCUCGGAUUUAAACACAGAAAGGUUACCCCACUCUGGCCCGAGGCUAACGGGGAGGUAGAGAGGUUCAUGCGUACUUUCCGGAAAGUCCUGCUCACCUCCAAUCAUUGGAAACAGGACAUGGUUGCAUUUCUCCGCAAUUACAGGGCAACCCCUCAUUCCACAACUGGCUAUGCUCCUGCAACUAUACUGCUGGGCAGGGACAUUAAUGUUAAAAUCCCUUCUUUUUCCAAGGGGGGGAGAAAUGAUGACCUGUUAAGGAAGAAUGACCAAAAGAACAAAAUUAACAUUAAGUUAAAUGCAGAGAAAAAGAGAAAAAUCAAGGAGAAUAAAAUCAAAGCAGGGGACAUAGUUUUAGUUAAGCAGAUUAGAGCUAGCAAGUUUACUUCACCCUUUAAUAAAACGCCAUUGGUGAUAAUUGGGAAGAAUCAUGACAUGUUAACUGCUAAGUUUCCCAAUGGAAAAACAAUUACCCGGAACUACUCCCAUUUCAAAAAAAUUGACUUGCCCGCCAGAACUAAAAUCACCAGCCCUAAUGGUAUUGAUGAUGAUGGCAUUAUAGAUCAGGACUAUGAAGUACCUGGUGUGGUUCCCCCACAACCCCGUAGAUCGGGAAGGGUAAGGUUCCGACCACAGCGUCUAAUAGAGCAAAUAUAA
Messenger RNA from Anneissia japonica, 1404 nucleotides. RefSeq lists its product as uncharacterized. Lineage: Eukaryota; Metazoa; Echinodermata; Crinoidea; Comatulida; Comatulidae. Gene Ontology annotation, molecular function: nucleic acid binding. The record is from RefSeq and is a predicted model, not a curated record. The transcript has a single exon. Gene Ontology annotation, biological process: DNA integration. Bases 1 to 1404 code for a protein of 467 amino acids.